Molecule: messenger RNA, 483 nt
Organism: Ostrea edulis (European flat oyster)
Lineage: Eukaryota; Metazoa; Mollusca; Bivalvia; Ostreida; Ostreidae
Product: tripartite motif-containing protein 45-like
Exons: 2
Coding region: 1-483 (160 amino acids)
Molecular function (GO): zinc ion binding
Source: RefSeq, a predicted model, not a curated record
AUGGAUCCCCGGCGCAGUGCUCAGGAAGUCCUACUGUGUGACCUCUGUGAAACUGUCCCCCUACAGAUUCACUGUGGAGUUUGUAAUAUAAAUCUAUGCAAAGCCUGUGUUGGGGAGCACCUCUCCGAUUCCUCUAAACAACACAAUAUCAUGCCCUAUUUGCAAAGAAAGUCUACUCCUAACUACCCGAACUGUCCGCACCACGCCAAUGAAGACUGUAAACAUCACUGUGAGAAAUGUGAUAUUCCUGUCUGUAUUACCUGUAUAUCCUCCGGUAAACACAAAGGUCACGAAUUAGUAGAAUUUCUGGAGAAAGUCCGCGCUAAAACACAAAAUUUGCAAUAUGAUUUGGAGGAACUCGAGAUAAGAAUUUACCCGCGAUAUGAAGAAAUGGCGUCCAAUGUCCAAACUGAAAAAGCCAAAAUAGAAACGAAUUAUGGGAUAUUGACCACAGCUGCGGAACAAGAAGUGGAACCUCGCUAA